AUGGUACCGAUUUCAAUCAAUUUUAAUCAAUCUGGUCUAGAUUGGAAUAUUCAAUUGGAUAAUAUCAAAUCAACUUCAGAUGAUUCAACAUUAAAUUUGAGUUAUCGAGUACAUGGAUUCUAUUAUCCAUGGUAUGAUGCUCCACAAAAAUUAUCAAAUCAAAAUUCAUUGAAUAAUAAUGAUAAUAACUGGUCACAUUGGAAUCACCCACGCCUGAAACAUUGGAAUGCUAAAGUUGCCAUUGGUUAUUCAACGGAACCUCAUUAUCCACCAUAUUUAUUAGCAUCAUCUUUCUAUCCAAAAUUAGGUCCAUAUUCAUCAAAAGAUUUGAAUAUUAUUCAUAUUCAUAUGGAAAUGAUUAGAUUUGCUGAAUCGUAUGAUUUGAGCCGGUUUAUUGUUGAAAGAUCAUAUGUUAUGUUAGUCAGUUAUUUAAUCAAGAGUCUUAUAGAUGAUAAUAUUAAUGGUGUCUUAGUCGUAUCAUGGUAUCCAAAGGGUAUGUCUGAUGAUAAUGGAAAACCUGUGGAUGAUAUAAUAUUCCCAUUAUUAAACAUAGCUAAUAAAUAUAGUAUAAAAAUUUGUUUACAUUUGGAACCAUAUAAAAAUCGUAAUGUCAGUACAAUUGUUUCAGAUUUAAAGUAUAUUUAUGAAAAAGGAUACACUUCUCAUCCAGCUUAUUAUCAUGUUUCUGUUAAUCAAUAUGACGAUGGUAAAUUAUUACCUGUAGUGUAUGUGUAUGAUUCUUAUAUAAUAAAACCAUCAGAAUGGAAGAAAAUUCUUCAACCAAAUGAUGAAGAAACAACUAUACGAAAUAAAAUGUAUAAUGUACAUAUGAUUGGUUUAUUACUUGAAACUAAUGAUUGUAGAAUAUUGUAUGAAUCAGGAUUUAAUGGUGGUUAUACAUAUUUUGUUGGUCAUGGAAUAUCAAAAGCCAGUUCACCAGAUACAUGGAAUGAUUUAUCAAACGAAUGUACAAUGUAUAAUUUAACAUUCUAUCCUAGUAUUGGUCCAGGUUAUCAUGAUCUAUCUGUACGUCCAUGGAAUACUGCAGCUAUUCAAUUACGUGAAUUUGGUUCAAGAUAUAUUCAAGUAUUUUAUAAAGCAAUGAAUAUUCAAUUAACUGGUAUAAGUAUUGUAUCAUUUAAUGAAUGGCAUGAAAGUACACAAAUUGAAUCAUCUAUACCAUUUGAAUGGAGGAAUUAUUUAAAGGAAUCAAAAGUGUAUAUGAAUUAUUUACCAUAUUCACCAGAAUUUUAUUUACGUUUAACACGUUUAAUGAUAAAUCAAUUUGAGAAUUUUACUAGUUUACCAAAAAAAUUUAAUGAAACCGAUAACAAUGAAUUGCAAUGGUUGUAUACAUUAAUAAAUAAAAUUAAAAAAAUUGCAUAG
Messenger RNA from Schistosoma mattheei, 1386 nucleotides. The record is from the annotation of a GenBank genome assembly. Lineage: Eukaryota; Metazoa; Platyhelminthes; Trematoda; Strigeidida; Schistosomatidae.